AUGUCGCCGUCCUGGACUCGCCUGAUCCGGUUUAUCGCCGAGGAGGAUGGUCAGGUGCAUUUGGGCGAGGUCGACGCUACUCAAUGCCCGGACGUCGGUUUGGCAACCUUCAACAAGGAGCGCGUGGCAGUCAAGCUGAUUACAGGCACUGUCUUCGAUGGCACAGUGACGUCGACUACUAUGCACGUCUCGCAGCUGCUGCCUCCUCUUGAAGUCAGCGACGUCCCGAUCAUACGCUGCCUGGGACUAAACUACUACGAAGCUGCGAAGGAAGCCAAAGCACCGAUCCCAAAAGAGCCUGUGUUGUUCGUGCGGCCACGCACAGCAUUGAACGGGCCGCACCCUGCGGCUAUCAACAUACCGAAGUUCGUACAGGACGGGACAAGCGACUACGAGGCCGAACUAAGCAUAGUCUUGUCCAAGACAGGUCGUGAUAUUUUGGAGGAGGACGCCAUGAGCUACGUGCUUGGCUAUACCUGCAGCAACGACGUCAGUGCACGGUCGCAACAGUUCAAGAACAGCCAGUGGUCAUUCUCGAAAGGACUUGACGGCUCUUGUCCAAUUGGGCCAGUGCUAGUUGCGCCCCCCGAAGUUGCGGAUCCUCAUCAGCUGCGAAUCCGUGCUAUACAUAAUGGUACAGUUGUGCAAGAUGCGAACACGGAGGAUAUGAUUCAUCGAAUACCUCAAACGAUCGCAUUUCUGUCCCAAGGCACCACUCUCGAGCGCGGCACGGUGAUUAUGACCGGGACAGGGCCGGGUGUAGGAUGGUUUCAGGAGCCGAAGAUUGCUCUUAAGCACGACGACGACUUCCGGGUCGAGAUCGAGGGCAUAGGCACUUUAAUUAACCGCAUCCACUACGAAUGA
Messenger RNA from Cyphellophora attinorum, 864 nucleotides. Its product is annotated as Fumarylacetoacetate hydrolase domain-containing protein 2A. Bases 1 to 864 code for a protein of 287 amino acids. Lineage: Eukaryota; Fungi; Ascomycota; Eurotiomycetes; Chaetothyriales; Cyphellophoraceae. The record is from RefSeq and is a predicted model, not a curated record. Gene Ontology annotation, molecular function: catalytic activity. The transcript is spliced from 3 exons.